Messenger RNA from Exophiala viscosa, 1000 nucleotides. Its product is annotated as Longin-like domain-containing protein. The record is from RefSeq and is a predicted model, not a curated record. Gene Ontology annotation, biological process: retrograde vesicle-mediated transport, Golgi to endoplasmic reticulum; intracellular protein transport; intra-Golgi vesicle-mediated transport. The transcript is spliced from 2 exons. Lineage: Eukaryota; Fungi; Ascomycota; Eurotiomycetes; Chaetothyriales; Herpotrichiellaceae. Bases 56 to 655 code for a protein of 199 amino acids. Gene Ontology annotation, cellular component: COPI vesicle coat.
CUCGAUAAAAGUCCACAGAUCCCCUUCGAAUCCGAGAAAGCGAGUUACAACAGACAUGGCGCCCAGCAUGUCGUUGCACAGCGUGAUCGCAAUCUUGAUCCUGUCAACAGACACCUCACCAGAAUCCUCCCGACUGUUCGCCAAAUACUAUAGUGCUCCUCAUACCUCUGCCAUGCACCCCACCCCUCCGCAGCCAUACAGUACCCUCAAAGAACAGAAAGCUUUCGAGAAAGGCUUGCUAGAAAAGACGGCAAAACAAACCUCGGACGUCAUUCUGUAUGACAACAAAGUGGUAGUUUUCAAGAUGGAGAGCGACGUUAUGAUCUAUGUGGUUGGCGGUCAAGAAGAGAACGAGAUCCUUCUAUACAAUGUCAUAUUGGCGCUCAGAGACACCCUUAGCAUUCUACUCAAGAACUCGACCGACAAGAGGACGAUCAUGGAGAACUACGACCUAGUGACUCUGGCAAUUGAUGAGAUAACAGACGAUGGCAUUGUGCUCGAGACAGACCCGGUCAUGGUCGCUUCGAGAGUAUCUAAAGCACCUGCGCAAGAUGCACCGAACAUGAAGAACCUUGAUCUCAGCGAGCAAGGCAUACAAAACCUAUGGGAGUUUGGCAAGAAGCAGGGCAUGGAAUUUGUUAGGAGAAACUUAUGAUUUGGGUGUCAUCAGACUCAGCUGGGCCCGCGGAAAGAGGCUGCUUAUUCGGCGUCAGGGACAAUACGGCUGUGGAGAACAGUAUGGCGUUGCAAUUCCAAUAUGAGGGCGGGAAAACGUUUAGAGAUACGAAGCCAGAAGCAGGGGCAGAAGCGGUGUUAAUGCCCGUGCAGCAAUCCGGGGUUGCCAGUUGGCUUUGGCAGCCUUGCGGGCGCGGCUCUUGGCUGUUUUUAGAAGUCGAUCAGGCUGAUCACCCCCUAGGAAAGCACGAGUUCUCGGUGAAUCAUUCACCGACGUCAUUUUGCCCUUCCUGCACAAAGUCAUACAUUUAUUUCCAUGCGCAUG